AUGUUGCGGAAGAUUCCAUUGGGUACGUUGACAGAGGAUGAAACUAAUUUGAUUGCGUUUAUUGUAGUCAACCGUGGCAAAGCUUUCGCGUGGAAUUGGGCUGAGAAAGGUUUCUUCUCCAGGGAUUACUAUCCUGAUUAUGAGAUUCCGACUAUCGAGCACAUUCCAUGGCAAUCUCGACCUAUUCCUAUUCCUAAGGCUAUUCUGGGUGAUGUGAUAUCUGUGAUUAAGGACAAUGAAGAGGCUGGACGUUUCGAACCAACAACCUCAAGUUAUCGUUCCUCACUCUUCGCUGUGGCUAAAAAGCCUGGAUCUGACCCGCCAGUUCGUUUGGUCGUUGAUAUGCAACCUCUCAAUGCGGUUACAAUUCGGGAUUCAUCACUUGUUCCCAAUCUCAAUGAAUUUGCUGAGUCCUUCCUUGGUCAUUCUAUGUAUGGUCUCUUUGAUCUUUAUUCAGGUUUUGAU
Molecule: messenger RNA, 465 nt
Organism: Lentinula edodes (shiitake mushroom)
Lineage: Eukaryota; Fungi; Basidiomycota; Agaricomycetes; Agaricales; Omphalotaceae
Exons: 1
Source: RefSeq, a predicted model, not a curated record